UGAAAGUUGACCCAAAAAUGCUUGCACCGACCAUCUCUACCUGCAAAGCGCCUGUCUUGCAUCUCCUUCAGCGAUGCAGACGUCCUACAUUAUUAUCCAACCUCACCAAGCAGCUUGGCAGACAUCAUGAGAGGCACAGUCAUAGCAGGCUGGUGCUGGGGAUUGAGACGACGUGUGAUGAUACAGGAGCUGCUGUGAUGGAUGAGACCGGGAGGGUCCUCGCUGAAAGACUGCAUACACAGAAGAGGAUCCAUGCCAAGAAUGGAGGUAUCAUUCCGCCCCUAGCCCAAGCCCUUCACCGACAGUUCAUUGACCCCGUGGUUCAAGGGACUAUCGAGGAUGCUGGGAUUGAAAUGAAGGACCUGUCAGCAGUAGCACUAAGCACCAUGCCUGGCAUGCCUCUAUCGUUACGGGUUGGGCUGGACUAUACCAAGGAUAUGCUGCUCCGCCAUCCUCAUCUACCACUUAUACCCAUCCAUCAUAUGGAGGCUCAUGCCCUUACAGUUAGAAUGGUAGAGAGAGUAGAUUUCCCAUUUCUGGUGCUUCUGGUUUCUGGUGGUAACUGCAUCCUGGCUGUAGCUAGAGGAGUAGGGGAUUUCAAGGUGCUUGGGGUGACGUGGGAUGAUGCCCCUGGCGAGGCAUUUGAUAAGGUAGCUAGACGACUGAAGCUGCAACACCACCCUGACUGCCUAGGUCUGUGCGGAGGCCAAGCGAUAGAGAAGAUGGCUGAGAAUGGCAACUUCAGGUUAUUAAUAGAGCGAGGGGUGCCUAUGAGUAGACACAGGGAUUGUAACUUCUCCUUCGCCGGUCUGAAGAACAUGGCUAACUGGCUGAUACAACAUCAUGAAGUCAGACAAGGUUUGACUGCAUCUGAUGACCACCAUCUAGCCACCAUCAGUGACAUUGCAGCAUCCUUCCAGCACAAAGUCACUCAGCACCUUGUAAUCCGGAUCGCUAGGGCCAUGCUCUACUGUCAGCAGACUGGAUUGAUUCCAGAAGGCAACCAAACCCUGGUUGUUUCUGGAGGUGUUGCCAGCAACGAUUACAUUCGCAAGGCUCUAGACUUCACCACGAGUCUAUUCAAGUACAAACUCAUCUGCCCACCACCGUACCUGUGUACAGACAAUGGAGUAAUGAUUGCAUGGGCUGGGGUAGAAAGACUAAGACUGGAUAUGGGCUUCGCUGAAGAUCCCCAGUCCCUAAGAUUUCAACCAAAGAUGCCACUUGGGGAGGACAUCUCAGAGCAAGUUACAGAGGCUAACAUCAAGAUCAAAAGAAUCAAGUUUUGGUGAGGAAACUGCUGGCAGAACUGAAUAUAUGACUUCUAGUAACAAGCCUACUACUUUAAGGCAACAGAUAUUGCCAAUUUGAAGAGAGGAUUGUAUUUUUGACCAGGGCCCUGUACUUAUUUGCGAUUCAUAUCAAUCGCAACUAUGUACAUAUGAGACAGGAGACUGCAAACUUGUGA
Strongylocentrotus purpuratus (purple sea urchin) is the source of this 1468-nucleotide messenger RNA. RefSeq names its product probable tRNA N6-adenosine threonylcarbamoyltransferase, mitochondrial. The record is from RefSeq and is a predicted model, not a curated record. NCBI's taxonomy places the organism in Eukaryota, Metazoa, Echinodermata, Echinoidea, Camarodonta, Strongylocentrotidae. Gene Ontology annotation, cellular component: mitochondrion. The coding region runs from base 18 to 1292 and encodes 424 amino acids. The transcript is spliced from 8 exons. Gene Ontology annotation, biological process: tRNA threonylcarbamoyladenosine modification.